UUGCCCCUAGCAUUUUCGCAGCUAUCGGUACCAAGCCUCUUGCUUUCGCUUUCGCUUCGCAUCCUAGCUGAACCUAGUUCAAAAUAAUCUAGAAUGUGCCAGUUUGGCUUCAUAGCAAACAAUAUACUGGAAAAGAUAUAGUUGAUUUCGCUUAGCGCGCUACGAACCAGCAGGGUGCGGGCGGGAGCACGAUGCCAAACCGGGGCGACCGCACCUCCCCAACCACCCCCCGAACGGACGAGCCAAGCUCGCUGGCGGUAGAGCAGCCCAAUGUGUUUCGGCUGCAGUUACGACCCGUGGAGGACCCGGAAGGAUUCAAGCCUAGCGUGCAGCUUGUGUCGAGGGAGUUCGCCACGCGGUACCUGGAGCAAGUCGGGGUUAGGCCAAGCAAGGCGACCCUUGACCUGGUGAACCGGAAUGUGCCACUCUCGGAGGCCCAUAUCAAAACUACGCUGCGAGCUAAGGGCCAUGUGGAGGACGAGUUGCAUAUCACGGUGCCGCCCGUGAACCACUCAUACAAGGUGCCUGUCUUCAUCAACCCGGCGGCGGUGCUGCAGCUAGGCAUUGGCAACAAGGUGCUGGGAGCCGCCGCAGAUGAGGCGAGCGACGUGGGCACCCGAGUCGCGGAUAGCAGCGAGGCGGUUGGUGCUGGCGAGCCUGGCGGCGAGGGAAAGCCAGCUGGCGGCAGCGCAUUUCUGGACAUGGCAGCUCGCUACCUGCACCCCUUCAACCUGGACCUCACCCUAGCCCGUCAGAACCUCACCGCGCUGUACGCUGCGGCCAGGCAGCGAACGGCAGCGGCGGAUGACGGAGAAGACGCGGGCACGGGCAAGGAGCGCCGCUCCCAUGGGCGCAGCAGCGGCAGCGCUGGCGGGCUCGGUGGCGGGAUGGACAACGCGCCGUCAACAUCGGGGCAUGGUAGCUCCGGGAGGGAGUACAGCGCUGGCAGCAGUGCCGGUGGCGGCGGUGGGGCCGGGAGUUCUGGAGGGCACGGCAGGCGCAGCACUGUUGCGCCUGUCAGCUGGCCGCGGACCUCCAGCGGGCGGCUUGUGACCCCGCAGGAGCACGCGGAGGCUAUGGCCAGUGGCCUGGGAGCCACACAGCCCCCCGGCAGCAGGCAACAGCAGCAACAGCCUGCGCAGGGGCAGCAGCAGCAGCGCCAGGGCUCGCACGACAACACACGCGCGGAAGUGGUGGACGAGUUGCUGCAGCCGCUGCUGGUGACACCCGAGGUGGUGCUCACACUUCAGGCACAGCUGGAGUCUGCGCUGGCAGACUGGCAUCGGCACCAGGCGCCGGAGGCGCUGAAGGGGCGGCUGACGCCGGAGGAGUUUGCUCGCACGCAGGAGGAGCUGAGCAGCGAGGGCAGCAUCAGGAUGCUCAUCACGCUGGCCAACUUCAUGCACGAGGAGCUGGUGCGGGGCCACGCAGACUACCCACACCACCUGGACGCCAGAGGAAUGCAUAGCCGAGAUGGUUUGCAUGCCAGCACCAGUCGCCGGCACACCGACAUCUGGGAGGAGCGCGGCCUGCUGCCGCGCAAUAGCUCCGCAGGCGAGGGCGUCACAGGCGGCGGCGGUGCCACCAGCCGCCGCUCCAUCGGCCACGCGCACCAGACCAGCAUCAGCACGCAGCAAAUGACCAACCUACAAAAGUAUGACCUGGGAUACCAGGCCUACGUGCGGCAGAAGCUGGACCAGGGGCCGCCGGGAGGGCCGCCGCAGUCCGCGGCCACAACGAUGGCGGGUGGCGGCGGCGGCGGUGGGAGAGGGGCGCGUAAUGGUGCAGCCUCGCCCCUCACGGCCGCCGGCGGCGGCGGCGGUGGCGGCGGUGGCGCGGCUGGGGCCCGAGGGGCAGGCAGCCCGCCGGGGCUUGGUGACAAUGCGCGCGGCGUGUCCUUUGCAGUCGCACCGCAUUACCAGUCCGUGCCGCACAGCCCUGCGCAUGCCGGCGGCGGCCGGAGUGCGCCGGACUCGCCUUCCAACGUGCACGCCCGCGGUGGCGGCCUAUUGGGGCCACUCAACCUGCCCGGCACGCUGCGGUCGGGCGCUUCCUCGCCCGCGCACACGCACCACGGCGGCGCGCACGGGCAGCACAGCCGCACCAACGCGCCCUCCACUGCGGGCUCAGCCCACACGCACACGCACGCGCCAGGGUCUGCAGGCAGCUCAUUGGGAUCCAUGCCCGGCCUGCCGCCGCGUGUGGGCCGCGCGCUGAAGCACAGCGCCUCCUUCGCGCUGGCCACCGCCGCCAACACCGCGCGCUCCAUACACGCUGCCCUGGACGCUACUGACUCAGGAGCGCUGCAGCGCGAGCGCUUGUUUGCGUUACACGUGGAUUGGGCGGGGCGCUUCAAGGGCCUGCGCCAGAGCCGCAGCGGCAUGUUCUUCACGCUGCCCAUCUUGCUGCUGUCCAUGCGCCUGUGCGUCAACACGCUCUUCUCCACGCUGUACCCCAUCUGGACGCGCAUGCCGGAGGGAGCGCAGGUGCUCGAGGACAUGGACGCCGCCAUCUGCGCCCUGUUCGACCCACACGGCUACUUGGCCCGCGCGCUGAGCCUGCUGCAGAGCACGCCCUCCGCCAUCGAGGCCGUGACACGGCAUCCACAGCGUCGCGGCAAAGAGCGCCGCCACUUCAACGAUACGUCGCCGCUCAUGCAGGCCACCCUGCAUGGCGCCAUGUCCUCAGGUGCCCGCAAGCUCAUGCUUUCCAACGCCAACCAGCCGGCGGGCCUGGCUAAGCUGAGGACGCAGCUCACGUCGGAGCAGCGGGCGGCGCUGUUCGCCCGCGGGCUUCAAUGGAUGACACAGCCGGACCCGUUGCUGUCUCAGAUUGGCGAACCACAGCUGGUGGGGCGACUGUACCAAGAGGUGUCCAUGUAGUAGGCCGCAGCCGCAGCAGCCCCUGUGAUUUGUGACACGUCACGCAGGAGUAGUAGAGUUAUGCGUAUCAAUAACCUUGGACGGACAUAACGUGAGUCACAUGACUGUUUCACCUGUUUGGACGCAGCUAGACCAGAGACGUAUGCAUGCAGGAGCAAGUGUGCAGAACAUAGAUUCGCAAGUAAUAGGAGAUCAUAGUGCAAGUGGUCGAGCAGAGGCGUGGGGCAUGAGCUGACUGGUCAGUUUACCAGGGGAGGGACCUCCCCUGCAGUAAGCGCUACGACAGCGUGCGGGUCACAGGCGCCAGGCUUAUUCAAAAGGAUGCAGUACAAACGGCGAUGACACGAGUCGGUAAUGAUUUCUAUGUGUAUUGUGAUUCGGCUGGCAAGGAGCACCUUGAACAAGCCCUGUUAGCCCUCCAAUCAAUGCAGAUCAAUGCAGACGCUUUCCUGCCCCUUGCCAUGUUCCAUCACGCUAGGGGCGGAUUUUGGCGACCACGAGUUCACGUACGGUACGGAAGCCACUCCCGGCCGGUGAGGGCACGGUCGAGCCAAAGCGAGCAUGAAUUCACUCGGCCACAUACAAACAUGUAAUUGCUUUGGAGCGCACCCCAGGGUGAAACGCGAGGCUCUGCCGACCAGCAGCAUAUUCAUGAGCGGGGCCCUUUUCAACUUCUCAAUGCUUUAUCAUUGAAUUGCCUAUUUUGGAUUAUAAAUAGUGGUGUGGAAAUCGUUACGGGGAGCCAAAAGCAGCUCUUCGUGUACAUGGUCAGGGCAUGUCGCCGCAUGUCGCGCGCUUGACGAGCGGGCGGGUCACCCCAGAGCUUAAAACAACAUACCGUAGCAUUUAGAUGUCACACAAAGACAUUCGGGAUUGUUUGGGCUUUUGACGGUGCGGCGGGUAUGAAUGCGGAUGUUACAGAGGGGACAGUCCCAGCACCCGAAGACGCCGAGCCAUCACAUGCUAUCAGGGCCCAACUUGACUCCACCAACCCCGACUUUGCUGGCGGGUAUGGGCACGCCCUGAUGCGAGACCGGGUGGCGUGCGUGGGGAGGCCUGCCGUGAGAGGUUUGCCCUCCCCACCUUGCCCUGCCGGUGCCUCCGUAUCAUGCCCAACCAGUCGAGCGGGGGAUGACGCGACGUGUUACGUUGGCUUUCCCUGGACCAUGUCCUGGACAUCUUACUCCGCGCUGCUGCAGGCUCCCAACCCAAGAGAUGGGGAAGCUCCAUGGGGCACCGUUCAUGCCCACACUUU
Molecule: messenger RNA, 4137 nt
Organism: Chlamydomonas reinhardtii
Lineage: Eukaryota; Viridiplantae; Chlorophyta; Chlorophyceae; Chlamydomonadales; Chlamydomonadaceae
Exons: 10
Coding region: 192-2882 (896 amino acids)
Source: RefSeq, a predicted model, not a curated record